This is a messenger RNA of Cynocephalus volans (Philippine flying lemur), 6834 nucleotides long. RefSeq names its product tetratricopeptide repeat, ankyrin repeat and coiled-coil containing 2 (gene TANC2). Gene Ontology annotation, biological process: regulation of dendritic spine morphogenesis. The coding region runs from base 95 to 6310 and encodes 2071 amino acids. Gene Ontology annotation, molecular function: protein binding. The record is from RefSeq and is a predicted model, not a curated record. The transcript is spliced from 28 exons. Gene Ontology annotation, cellular component: dendritic spine. NCBI's taxonomy places the organism in Eukaryota, Metazoa, Chordata, Mammalia, Dermoptera, Cynocephalidae.
CCGGCGGGCGGCGCGGUCCUCACAGGAGACCCCGGGGACUGGGGCUUGACCCCGAGGUGCAGCGAGCCCGUCAGAGCGGCAGAAUAGCACAACCAUGUUUCGGAAUAGCCUCAAGAUGCUUCUUACUGGUGGAAAAUCAAGUCGUAAAAACAGGUCAAGUGAGGGAGGGAGCGAGGAAACACCCGAUCGAAGACAGUCAAGUGUAGACUCUCGCCAAAGCCGCUCUGGGCAAGGUGGCGUCUCCACAGAAAGCGACUGUGCUUUUGAGCCUGACUACGCUGUUCCGCCACUUCCAGCGAGUGAAGGUAUGCAGCACAUUCGGAUUAUGGAGGGCAUGUCUCGCUCUCUUCCAUCCUCCCCCUUACUCACACAUCAGUCUAUCAGUGUUCGGCUCCAACCUGUGAAGAAGUUAACUGCCCCUCUGAGGAAGGCAAAGUUUGUUGAGAGCCCACGAAUUCCAGAAUCCGAGCUUGGCUCACCAACCCUCACUUCAGCUCAGAAACUGGAUGUGGAUGCAUACUGCCCUGGUGAUGCUGAACAGGAACUUGGCCCCCCUCCAUCUGUAGAUGAGGCAGCAAACACACUCAUGACUCGUCUGGGUUUCCUCCUUGGAGAGAAAGUCACAGAAGUUCAGCCAGGUGACCAAUACAGCAUGGAAGUACAGGAUGAAAAUCAGACCUCAGCAAUCAGCCAGCGGAUAAGUCCCUGUUCCACCCUGACUAGCAGCACUGCCUCUCCACCAGCCAGUAGUCCCUGCUCUACCCUCCCACCAGUCAGUACAAAUGCAGCUGCCAAGGACUGCAGCUAUGGCGCUGUUACUAGUCCAACCUCCACCCUCGAGAGCAGAGAUAGUGGCAUCAUUGCUACGUUGACAAGCUACUCUGAAAACAUGGAACGCACAAAAUAUGUUGGGGAAGGCAGUAAAGAAUUAGGAUCUGGAGGAAACCUAAAACCUUGGCAGUCUCAAAAAUCCAGCAUGGACUCCUGUUUGUAUCGAGUAGAUGAAAACAUGACUGCUUCCACCUAUAGUCUGAAUAAGAUCCCAGAGAGGAAUUUGGAGACAGUUUUAUCUCAAUCAGUACAGUCUAUUCCUUUGUAUCUUAUGCCACGGCCAAAUUCAGUAGCAGCCACAAGCUCUGCCCACUUGGAGGACCUUGCUUACCUGGAUGAGCAGAGACAUACACCUUUGAGAACUUCUCUUCGAAUGCCAAGGCAGAGUAUGGGUGGUGCUCGCACGCAGCAGGAUUUAAGAGUUCGCUUUGCACCUUAUAGGCCUCCAGAUAUCUCCCUGAAGCCUCUGCUCUUUGAAGUGCCCAGCAUCACUACAGAGUCAGUGUUUGUUGGCCGGGAUUGGGUUUUCCAUGAAAUAGAUGCUCAGCUUCAAAGUUCAAAUGCCAGCGUGAACCAAGGAGUAGUGAUUGUGGGAAAUAUUGGUUUCGGCAAAACGGCCAUCAUCUCCAGACUGGUGGCCCUGAGCUGCCAUGGUACACGGAUGAGACAGAUUGCCUCAGACAGUCCACAUGCCUCCCCCAAACAUGUGGACGCCAACAGGGAACUGCCACUCACACAGCCACCUUCAGCUCACUCAUCUAUCACCAGUGGAAGCUGCCCAGGAACUCCAGAAAUGCGCAGGCGGCAGGAGGAGGCUAUGCGAAGACUAGCCUCGCAGGUGGUUGCCUAUCACUAUUGCCAAGCAGAUAAUGCCUAUACCUGCUUGGUGCCGGAAUUUGUCCACAAUGUUGCUGCUCUGCUCUGCCGCUCAGCUCAGCUGACUGCCUAUCGGGAGCAGCUUCUUCGGGAGCCCCACCUGCAGAGCAUGCUGAGCCUUCGGUCCUGUGUUCAAGACCCUAUGGCCUCCUUCCGGAGGGGAGUCCUGGAGCCCCUGGAGAAUCUCCACAAAGAGAGAAAAAUCCCAGAUGAAGAUUUCAUCAUUUUAAUUGAUGGAUUAAAUGAAGCAGAAUUUCACAAACCGGAUUAUGGGGAUACAAUUGUAUCAUUUCUGAGUAAAAUGAUUGGAAAAUUUCCUUCUUGGCUCAAACUAAUUGUAACAGUUAGGACCAGUUUACAGGAAAUUACCAAGCUGCUGCCUUUCCAUAGGAUUUUUUUGGAUCGACUAGAAGAGAAUGAAGCCAUAGACCAGGACCUGCAGGCUUACAUCCUGCACCGGAUACACAGCAGCUCAGAGAUCCAGAAUAACAUUUCACUUAAUGGCAAAAUGGACAAUACCACAUUUGGCAAACUCAGUUCUCAUCUCAAGACCCUCAGUCAAGGGUCCUAUCUAUACCUGAAACUCACAUUUGACCUCAUAGAGAAAGGCUAUCUAGUGUUAAAGAGCUCUAGCUACAAAGUAGUUCCUGUUUCACUCUCGGAGGUUUAUUUACUCCAGUGCAAUAUGAAGUUCCCAACCCAGUCUUCCUUUGACCGGGUGAUGCCUCUCCUCAAUGUGGCAGUGGCCUCUCUCCACCCACUGACUGAUGAGCAUAUCUUCCAGGCCAUCAAUGCUGGUAGCAUUGAAGGCACACUAGAAUGGGAGGAUUUUCAGCAGAGAAUGGAGAACCUCUCCAUGUUCCUAAUCAAGCGCAGAGACAUGACUCGUAUGUUUGUACAUCCUUCUUUUCGAGAAUGGCUUAUCUGGAGAGAAGAAGGAGAGAAAACCAAAUUUCUCUGUGAUCCCAGGAGUGGUCACACAUUACUUGCCUUCUGGUUUUCCCGCCAAGAGGGAAAACUAAACCGACAGCAAACUAUUGAGCUGGGACAUCACAUCCUCAAAGCACACAUUUUUAAGGGUUUGAGUAAAAAAGUUGGUGUGUCAUCCUCCAUCCUCCAAGGUCUCUGGAUCUCCUACAGCACAGAAGGUCUUUCCAUGGCACUGGCAUCUUUACGAAAUCUCUACACUCCAAAUAUAAAGGUCAGCCGACUGCUGAUUUUGGGAGGUGCCAAUAUUAAUUACCGGACAGAGGUUUUAAAUAAUGCUCCAAUCCUAUGUGUCCAGUCUCACCUUGGUUACACGGAAAUGGUGGCCCUGCUAUUGGAGUUUGGGGCCAACGUGGAUGCCUCUUCAGAAAGCGGCCUGACUCCUCUGGGGUAUGCUGCAGCGGCAGGGUACCUGAGCAUUGUGGUGCUGCUGUGCAAGAAACGGGCCAAGGUGGAUCACUUGGAUAAGAACGGUCAGUGUGCUUUGGUUCAUGCUGCACUCCGAGGUCAUCUGGAGGUUGUCAAGUUUUUGAUUCAGUGUGACUGGACAAUGGCCGGGCAGCAGCAAGGAGUGUUUAAGAAGAGCCAUGCCAUCCAACAGGCCCUCAUUGCUGCAGCCAGCAUGGGUUACACUGAGAUUGUCUCCUACCUACUUGAUCUUCCAGAAAAAGACGAAGAGGAGGUGGAGCGAGCACAGAUCAAUAGUUUCGACAGUCUCUGGGGAGAAACAGCCCUGACAGCUGCAGCCGGAAGGGGCAAACUGGAAGUGUGCCGUCUGCUCUUGGAACAGGGGGCAGCAGUAGCCCAGCCAAAUCGCCGAGGAGCAGUGCCUCUGUUCAGCACUGUUCGCCAGGGCCACUGGCAGAUCGUUGAUCUUUUACUCACCCACGGAGCUGAUGUCAACAUGGCAGACAAGCAGGGCCGUACUCCCCUGAUGAUGGCUGCCUCUGAAGGCCAUCUAGGAACCGUGGACUUUCUGCUCGCACAAGGUGCCUCCAUUGCUCUAAUGGACAAAGAAGGAUUGACAGCCCUCAGCUGGGCUUGUUUGAAGGGCCAUCUCCCAGUAGUACGUUCACUGGUGGAUAACGGAGCUGCCACAGACCAUGCUGACAAGAAUGGCCGUACCCCACUGGAUCUGGCAGCUUUUUAUGGCGAUGCUGAAGUGGUCCAGUUCCUGGUGGAUCAUGGGGCCAUGAUUGAGCACGUUGACUACAGCGGAAUGCGCCCUUUGGAUAGGGCGGUGGGGUGUCGGAACACUUCUGUUGUUGUCACUCUUCUGAAGAAAGGAGCCAAGAUAGGUUGUCAGACGUUACCGAGUCGCCCACGAGGUCCAGCCACAUGGGCGAUGGCCACCUCCAAACCAGACAUCAUGAUCAUCCUGUUGAGCAAGCUGAUGGAAGAGGGGGACAUGUUCUACAAGAAAGGUAAAGUAAAGGAAGCCGCCCAGCGCUACCAGUACGCUCUGAAGAAAUUCCCUAGAGAAGGGUUUGGUGAGGACCUGAAAACCUUCCGGGAACUAAAGGUGUCUCUCCUCCUCAACCUCUCUCGAUGUCGCAGGAAAAUGAACGAUUUUGGAAUGGCGGAGGAAUUUGCUACUAAGGCCCUGGAGCUGAAACCGAAAUCUUAUGAAGCUUACUAUGCAAGAGCAAGGGCAAAACGCAGCAGCAGACAGUUUGCAGCAGCCUUAGAGGACCUGAACGAGGCCAUCAAACUAUGUCCAAACAACCGUGAGAUCCAGAGACUUCUGAUGAGAGUAGAAGAAGAGUGUAGACAGAUGCAGCAGCCACCGCCACAGCCGCAGCCGCAGUCGCAGCCGCCAGAAGAAUCAGAGCCUGAAGCACAGCGUGAAGAUACGUACUCUGCACAAGAUAUAUUUGAGGAGGAGUACCUGGAGCCAGACGUUGAGAACAUUUCCAUUGGCCUCCAGACAGAGCCCCGGCCCAGCCAGGGGCUCCCCGUUAUCCAGAGCCCACCCUCCUCUCCAGCCCAUCGGGACUCAGCCUACAUCUCUAGUUCCCCUCUUGGCUCUCAUCAGGUUUUUGACUUCCGGUCCAAUAGUUCCGUAGGUUCUCCCACUAGACAGGGCUAUCAGUCCCCCUCACCUGCUCUUUCUCCAACUCACCAGAACUCUCAUUACAGGCCCAGUCCACCACAUACUUCCCCAGCUCAUCAGGGUGGAUCUUACCGCUUUAGCCCCCCUCCUGUGGGAGGGCAGGGCAAAGAAUACCCAAGCCCUCCCCCGUCCCCUCUCCGCAGAGGCCCUCAGUAUCGAGCCAGCCCUCCAGCUGAAAGCAUGAGUGUCUAUAGAUCCCAGUCUGGUUCACCUGUGCGCUAUCAGCAAGAAGCAAAUGUUAGUCAGCUUCCUAGCAGACCAAAAUCUCCAUUAUCCAAAAUGGCCCAGCGGCCCUACCAGAUGCCUCAGCUUCCUGUGGCAGUUCCCCAGCAAGGGCUCAGGCUACAGCCUGCCAAAGCCCAGAUUGUGAGAAGUAACCAGCCCAGCUCAGCAGUUCAUUCAAGCACUGUCAUCCCCACAGGAGCCUAUGGCCAAGGAGCCCAUUCGAUGGCUAGUAAAUACCAGUCUUCACAAGGAGAUAUAGGAGUGAGUCAGAGCCGACUGGUUUAUCAAGGGUCAAUUGGGGGAAUUAUAGGGGAUGGGAGACCUGUGCAGCAUGUCCAAGCCAGCCUGAGUGCAGGUGCCAUCUGUCAGCAUGGAGGGUUGACCAAAGAAGAUCUUCCACAGCGACCUUCCUCAGCAUAUCGAGGUGGCGUGAGAUACAGCCAGACACCACAGAUUGGACGUAGCCAGUCAGCUUCCUAUUACCCAGUCUGUCACUCAAAACUAGAUCUGGAGCGUUCCUCCAGCCAAUUAGGUUCCCCUGAUGUGUCACAUUUAAUCAGAAGACCUAUUAGUGUCAACCCUAGUGAAAUCAAGCCCCACCCUCCAACUCCCAGGCCAUUGCUGCACUCCCAAAGUGUAGGUCUUCGCUUCUCUCCAUCCAGCAAUAGUAUUUCAUCCACCUCCAACCUAACUCCUACCUUCCGGCCAUCUUCUUCAAUUCAACAAAUGGAGAUCCCACUGAAACCGGCAUAUGAUAGGUCAUGUGACGAGCUGUCACCAGUGUCUCCCACUCAGGGAGGUUACCCCAGUGAGCCCACCCGAUCCAGGACCACACCAUUCAUGGGGAUCAUAGAUAAAACAGCCCGGACUCAACAGUACCCCCACCUUCACCAGCAGAAUCGGACCUGGGCAGUGUCAUCAGUGGAUACCGUUCUCAGUCCCACGUCUCCAGGCAACCUGCCUCAGCCUGAAUCCUUCAGCCCACCAUCAUCCAUCAGCAACAUUGCCUUUUAUAACAAAACCAACAAUGCACAGAAUGGCCAUUUGCUGGAGGACGAUUAUUACAGCCCCCACGGGAUGCUGGCUAAUGGGUCCCGUGGGGACCUCUUGGAGAGAGUCAGCCAGGCCUCCUCCUAUCCCGACGUGAAGGUGGCUCGGACCCUUCCUGUGGCUCAGGCAUACCAGGACAACCUCUACAGGCAGUUGUCCCGGGACUCUCGACAAGGGCAGACAUCCCCUAUCAAACCAAAGAGACCAUUUGUGGAGUCUAAUGUUUAAAAGACGUUUGUUGGAGUGAGACCCAUAUGUUUUCACUGCACAUUUUCAGGCUUGGUUUCCACAUUGGAGGUAGUUCUUGGGCUUAAUUUCUCAUGUAGUUUCUGUAUGGUGUUCAGAGGUGGCCGCCCACAUGCUGAAAUCCUUUGCAUGCAGCCAACGGGGAAGCUGGCCUCCAGCGAGCCAGGACUUCAGUUUCUCUUGUCUGUGCCCAGCCACAUGCUCUCUCCUUCUCUUCAGAUGCCAACAAGGAGAUUUUUGUGCCGUGUGCUUUAACCCAGGGAGAUCAGACACGCUGGUCAGCUUUCUCCAGGAGACAAUCGCUUUCACUGAUGAUGUUCUUGUUGUGUAAAUGUCUUUUUCUUUUUUAAAAAAAAUAAGAUGUUUGUUUUCUCCUAGGAACUUUAGAAGGAGUGUAAUGCCCCUUUGCCUUUGCAUUCCUGUCUGGUAUUAUCCAAAUAGCCAUCCCAGUGCAUUCUUGUGCCAUGGUCUCCUUCCCUAGACUGCCAGCGCCCUGCAGUCUUUAG